Molecule: messenger RNA, 4993 nt
Organism: Daphnia pulex (common water flea)
Lineage: Eukaryota; Metazoa; Arthropoda; Branchiopoda; Diplostraca; Daphniidae
Product: bone morphogenetic protein 1-like
Exons: 16
Coding region: 1125-3911 (928 amino acids)
Cellular component (GO): plasma membrane
Molecular function (GO): protein binding
Source: RefSeq, a predicted model, not a curated record
GGGUCCAACGCCGGCGCAGUGUGUUGGCACAAAACGUCAAGUGCGUGUACCCCGCUGGUCUAUAUCUCUCUCUCUCUCGGAUAUUUUGGCUCCUCCUCCUUUCUGCGCCGAUCCUCUCGGCGCGACUCGCGUUCAUUCUUCACAGACUCACACCAUCCCUCACUCCAUCUCUGCCUCUUUUCUCUCCCCUUACCCGUUCUCAAACUUUUGGCUACACCAAGAGGAGAGCCCAGUCAAAGUCCAGCCAGCAACUCCCGCGCUGCUGCCGCCGCUGCCGCUGCUGCUGCUGUCGUCUCGGAAAUACUCCGAUCAGCAUAUCCCCCCUACCCCAUCCAACCGCCACUUGCAUUUGAAAAGAAAUCCUCCCCGACUCCUUCCAAAGUCGAUCCCCCCCCCCCCACCCACCUUUUUCCACCUCUUUUUCUCUUAACCACCCUACCACCCGUACCAUCUCUUUGCCACCUACUCCCGGCGUCGUCGUCGUUCGUUCCUUGUAUAACUGGUGGAGAGUGUGUGCGUGUGUGUGUGUGUGUGAGUGUGUGUGCGCGCCAGUGUGUGUGUGUGUUUCUUUUUUCCAGCCCCUCAACACCUUCGGCCAUCGCUCAGGAGCAACACUCUCGACAUUCCCUCAGCCGCCACCGACCAGGAGACAAGUCCUGAGCCGAGUUGUUGUUGUUGUGGUGUCUCUGUGUGUGCGUGCGUGCGUGUGUGUCAUGUACCGAUCCUUAUUUUCUCGUCCGGCAAUGUGUCGGCCAGUGUCUCAGUGUCUCAAAUGACGGAAACCUUUGCCCAGUGAAACGGUUUUGAAUGGGAAAUCUUGGAUCGAGGAGCCGCCAGGAGCCAUUUUCGUCCGCCAAGGCAAAGUGCAAGUUGCAAAGUUGUUGUUGCUGUUGUUGACUCGGAUCGGGAGGAAAACGACGACGACGACGACGGACUCGAUCGGCUCCAUCGAUGCGAGCCAUCAGUUUGAGUGGAAUCAACAACAACAACAACAACCAGAGGAGCAGGAACAGGAGCGGCUCGUCGGUUGUUGGGCAGAGGCGGCGGCGACCGCUUUGAACGAGUCGGUCGUCGACGGUGGAUCCUACGGUCCAGCAUGUUGCCCGGGAAGGGCACCGGCCAUCAUGAAGGUCUCGUCAGAGUACUUGUCGAAAAUUCGCGUCCGCUUCAAACCUUGCCGACAACUAAUACGGCCGGCUUCACUAACAACGACAACAACAACAGCAACAACAACAACUCGUCUCCGGCUGAUGACAGCUCUCUUGCUCAUCCUACUCUUGCCUCGCUCCUUGUCAGCUCAAGGCUACGACGUGUUUAUCGACUUGGAAGAGGAAGGUACGUCGCUGGACGACACCAAGAUCUCCGUCUCCACCACUAACGACGGACUAAAAUGCGAUCGGACGUUUGUGAGCACGAACGAAGGGUCUCGCAACGGGACGUUCGCUUCGCCGCUGUUGGAGAACCAAGAAGGACACGUGCGCCAAUGUCUGUUCACGUUCGUGGCCGCCCCGGGAGAGCGCGUUCAUCUGACUUUCAACAUGUUCAAUCUACGCGGCACGCCCCCAGAUGGAUCCACCGCCGGACACACAGCCAUGUGCAGUCACGAGUACAUCGACCUUUACACGGAGAUUCCCGACUCGGAGCCCGUCGACUUGAUCCACUCGCCGUUCGGCGGACGCUACUGCGGUCAGAUCCCGCCCCGUCGGCGCGUGUCGCUCUACCGGACGGCCGUUUUGGGAUUUUUCACCGACAAGAAUUCGACCACCUCCGACGACCUUCUCUUCCAGGGCACCUAUCUCUUCUUCAAAGACGAUCAAUUUCAAGUGGGGACGCCCGUUCCUCGCACGACGUGCAACUUCACCAUCGACGGCCUAGUGAAACGCCAGGGCGACAUCAUGACGCCCACCUAUCCGGGCGUCUAUCCCAAAGACAUGACCUGUGCCUAUAAAUUCGUCGGGAAGAAAGGCCAGCGCAUCCGGCUCGAAUUCAGGGACUUUGACACUUUCUACGGAGGCCCUCAUUGUCCGUUGGACGCCGUCGACGUUUACGACGGGUUGGACGCCAAAGCCCCGCUGAUUGGACGCUACUGCGGCCAGCAGCGCAACGUGGUCAUCUUCUCGACCGAGCAUCACCUCCUUGUCACGUUCACGACGCUCAAACGGACGGCCGACUCGCAGAACCGCGGAUUUCUGGCAAAGUUCGAAUUCAGCGAGACUUUCGUCAAACUUGAUUUCAUUAGCCGCGAGGAUAGCAAACACGACAGAGGCUCCGAGUGCGACCAGACGAUCCUGAGCCGCAAAGGAUCCUCGGCUGUCGUCUACAGUCCCAAUUACCCGUUUCCUUACAGUCCAGGCAUCGUCUGCAAGUACAACGUCUACGGCCUGCAGGACGAGCAGCACUUUGAGCGCAUCCGGCUGGAUUUCGAAAAAUUCGACAUCCCAUCAGCCGAUAACACGUGCGCCGAUGGCUUCCUGAGAAUCUACCUGAAAGGUCAAGACAUUAGCGUGACGUAUCUGUACGAGAAACACGACCACGAGCUGUGCAGCAACAAUGUCAGCUCGCCGUACUGGUCGGAAGGCCAGCGACUGUCCAUGAUCUUCUCCAGUGGACAGAGCCAGGGUUCCGGCUUCAAAGCUCGAUUCUUAUUCGCUACAGAAUAUUCGAUCCCCGGGACUCCGUCGCCGCUGGGCGGAUGUAAUUUCACUUACAUGAGCGCCAGCAAGAAACGCGGUGACUUUAACUCGCCCAGACAUCCGGCCCGCUACCCGUCCAACCUGACAUGCACCUACAACUUUAUUCUGGCCGGAUCCAACGAGAAUGUCCGGCUCUACUUUGACCAGUUCAAAGUGCGCGCCAACGACACGACCGUCUUUUACGGCUCCUACUGCCAAGAAGAUUGGGUCGAGAUCUACAAUGUCUUUUACGGCGGCAGAGAGGUCUUACUCGGCCGUUAUUGUGGCGACUCGUUCCCCGGACCCGUCGAAUCUGAUCCCGGAUCCAUCGGACUGAAAGUGAUCCUGCACACGGACGAAGAAGGAGUCUUUAAUGGAUUCAAGGGCAGGUACACAUUCGACGAGAACGACUCGAUCAAUAGAGACUGCGGCAGUAAUCUGAGCGUUCCGGGAGCCGCCAGCGGUGUCUUCACCAGUCCCAAGUACCCGGAGAAGUAUGAUCGUAGCUCGGGCCUGCUCAGCUGCUCGUGGCAGAUCCAUUCAGCUCGGGAUCACCGCAUCCUUCUUCACUUUGAGUCCUUCUCCAUCGAGGGCGAGAUGGAGACUCGCGGAUGUGCGGCGGCCGCCGUCCGCGUUUGGAAGAGACUGGACGAACCGCCGGUGGAAAUUUGCGGAGAGAAUUUGAAGGCCGAGCACGAAACGUUCAUGUCCGAAGGCAACGUCAUGAAAAUCACGUUUACAACGGCGGAUAAAGUGGCGGGCGGUAGAGGCUUCCGGGCCGUGUGGACGGAAGUGAAAACUCCGGCUCUGGUCGGCGGCUACGACUGCGACGAAGGCGGGCAGUACUUUCGCUGCGCCAACAACACCUUUUGCAUAGCCAAACAGCUGGAAUGCGACGGAAAUCCCAAUUGCGGACUCAACGACGGUUCCGACGAAGGCGAGCACUGUGCCGCUAUGGUGGGCGGCGAAGAAUCUUCUCCGGUGCUCCUGAUGUUGACACUGGGCGCCUGUGCUUUGACUCUGCUCAUGACUUUGUGUAUCGUGUGCCAUCGAAGGCAGCGGCGGAGGCCGCCCAGCAUCAACUACGAGCGGCGGCCGUUCGCACCGCCGCCGCCGUUCGACACCAUGUCGUCGCGUCCGUCGAUGUCGCUCCCGUCCGACAUCCCGUCGCCGCCGCCGCCGGCUCAACUCUACACGAGUCUGCCUCCGCUCUCGAUCGACGUCGGCGAUAACGUCUGAUCACGUCGAUCUCCUAAUUAAAUGAAAUGCAAACACACACACAAAUAUUCCGACUGGAAUACAAUCUAUAUAAAUAGACUCAAGAAAAUUUUCAAAAACUUGUGGCAUGGCCAAAAACCUACUAAAAGAAAAACAAAUUUGCUCGAGAUAUUUUGUUUUGUUAAUAACAAAAAAGAAAAAAAGAAAAUAAAAAAUAAAAAAAAAAAAUGUGUCGCUGCCCAUGUGUGCCGCUGGUCGAUCUAUUUGUCAACGCUUCAAGCAAGCCAGUGUGUACACCUCGGUUCUGUAUCUCUCUCUUUCAUCCGCUUCCCUCUCUGACUUUUCUUUCUCUCUCUUUCUCUCAUCUUGAAUUUUUAUUUUCGCUCUGUCUCUUUCUUAUAUAUAAUAGUUACUUCAAAAAUUCUUACGACAACAUUUCACAUCUAUUGGAGAAAAAAUACCCACGCCCAGCAUCACGUUUGAAUGUGUAUACGUCGGAUUUCAGCUCAUCUCUAAACAAACGUGACGACUAAAGAAAAUCAGUUUGAAAAAGUGGCGUGCAAUGAAUUAUUGGUGUGAGUGAACCCAAGUGCUGCGCGCGUGAAAAACAUUUCAAAAAGGCCGUUUUGUUUUAAAAUAAACUCGUCGACAAUCGUGUACUACUACUACUACCGUGUGCAAUAUGUUUUGGGUUUUUGCAAUGACCGUGACGACGAGUUCUCUUUUGUACAUUCUGCACACAAGUGUGAAAGUGCCAAAAAAAUGCCCCGAAAACCUUCCCUCCUCCUGAAAAAUAAAAAGCAAACACAAAAAAAAAAUUAAUAAUAAUAAAUAAUUUCCCCCGCUCUCGCGUACGUCACGAUUUGAUGAUAUAUAUGCUCUUAUAUAAUUCAGUUAGGUGAAUGUGUAUGUGACGAUCGAAUAAUCGCCCAUGAUGAUGCUGUAAUUGAAAAUUGUUGUCAAAGUUUGCAAUUAUUUGGAAAUGCGCGUGUGCAGCAAGACGUAUUUGUUGACAGUCGAAAAAAAAAACAUUGAUGGGUAGUAUCAACAUUUCUAUAGUGACGAAAGUUAUGGUACAAUCACAAAUAUAAGUUGAAGUUGAA